CGAAGUGGCGUGCUCUGGUAUGUAGUAAAUGGUGGGGCACUGUCGGGGCCAUGUAGGAAUGAGUAUAAGGUUGGGGCUUUAAAAUCGUAGAUGCGGCGUCAUCCGACAAGGCUGACGCUAAAUUUACUUCCGAGCCUUGCAUCCACCCAACUUCAUCUCAACCAGAAAGAGAACAAACAACCCUCGAAAUGACUAGUGUUCAAGCCCCAAAUUUAGACAGCAGCAUGAACCAUGACACAGAACGAGAAGAUAUCUCGAUGACGGGCGUGGAAGACGCGGAAAGUAGGACCGAGCUACCAAUUGCGCCGAAGAAGGGCUGCGAUAUCACAACCAAAACUAUCAAGAACCCAUCAUUUUCAUACGCCUAUUUGGAAUACAUUUCUGAUGGCCAACCAACGACUGAUCUUGACAUACUCACUGUUCGAUCACAUCUCACAUCCGGCUUAAAUCAAUUUCUUGGGCUUACUGGCGCUGCCAUAUCAGUUGAUAUUCUCAAGGUGGACCAAAAAGGCUGCUGGAUUCGUGUGCCAAGAGAAGACUUAAGAGCCGUCAUCGCCGCGAUGGGGCAAUGGGUUGGAACGGGUGAAGGCAGUUCAAAGGUGGCGUGGAAGUUGAAGGCCAGCGGCAACUGGUUAGGGUCUCUGGUUGCCUCUCAAGGAAUUCAAAAUACAUGGGCAACAUGAACUACCAGCGCGAACGACAAACGAUACCCAAGCAAUUCAUGCAAGGCUACUAUACAUUCUGGCUAUAUAAAGUCUAGUGUAUAAGAUAUGUGCAUUUCCAACUUCCGGCAAUGCGAAUGAUCCGAAAACGCCCCAGGCUACCAUUAUAUCUUCCCAAAAUAUUUGAAGUUUAUGCAUGAUUUCAUGAGGGAACAGUGGACUUCGAUAAUCCCAAAUCAGAUCAGAUCGACGACAUUAACGAGCUGUGAGCAUAAGCCAUUGGCUUGAUGUCUGGGUGAGGGACGGCAUCGAAUUUGUGGAAAUCCAGCUUAUAGUCUGGCCCAAUGUUGAUGUAUGCACCCUUGUUCUCUGUGCUAUCACAGUACCUCGGGGCGGAGAAAACUAGAAUUCACAAUUAAUAUAAUUCAAUAAACAUGGGA
This is a messenger RNA of Pseudogymnoascus verrucosus, 1102 nucleotides long. RefSeq lists its product as uncharacterized. Gene Ontology annotation, cellular component: nucleolar ribonuclease P complex; ribonuclease MRP complex. Gene Ontology annotation, molecular function: ribonuclease MRP activity. The transcript has a single exon. Bases 189 to 683 code for a protein of 164 amino acids. The record is from RefSeq and is a predicted model, not a curated record. Gene Ontology annotation, biological process: intronic box C/D snoRNA processing; nuclear-transcribed mRNA catabolic process, RNase MRP-dependent; tRNA processing. NCBI's taxonomy places the organism in Eukaryota, Fungi, Ascomycota, Leotiomycetes, Thelebolales, Thelebolaceae.